ACUUUUCUUAAACCGACCACUGUUGAUUUUGUCUUUACAAACUCCUAUAUAAAACUAAUAAUGAAAGUACCUAAAGUGUUGAAAUCGGUGAAGUACUCACUGGCUGCAGUCAAUUGUUUGUUUUUGGUCACAGGGCUAAUUCUUCUCACAGUGGGCCUUAUUGUUCUAACUAAAUUUAACAGUUACGAUUUAUUUGUGACGAAGAUAUUUUUCACGGUUCCUAACUUUGCGAUUGCGACUGCAGCUAUAAUUUUCUUCACGGCCUUACUCGGAUUCUAUGGAGCGAUAUCGGAACAAUUUUAUUUUAUAGCUGGCUAUGUCGCGUUACUCGUAACGGUGUUAAUAUUUGAAAUAUCAAUUACCGUUUUGGGAUUCGAACUGCAAAACAUAACUUCCGAUGAAAUACGAAGCCCGAUGUCUGACAGUAUGACAGAAUAUGGACCAAUGGGACAUAUGACAGUCAAUAUGUUUUGGGAUAACCUGCAAAUGGGGUUUCAAUGCUGCGGAUUGACUGGGGUAGCCGAUUGGAUCCUCAGCAGAGCAGUGGUGCCUGUUAGCUGUUGUCACUUGAAACCCGGGACUAUAUCUCCCUACGAAUGUACAACUGCCCUUACAUAUAAAGACGGUUGUCAGGCUGUACUGAGCGAGUGGCUCGGAUACAAUGCGUACGCUCUCGGAGUUACGGCGGCUUUUGUCACUUGUUUACAGGUUCUAAUUAUAGCUGCGGCUGCUUGGCUAGCAUAUAGAUCCAAAUAUGAGGAAGUUGAACUAGAACGAUAAAAUAUUUUGAACUAGAUGAUACCCGCGACUUCGUCCGCGUGGAGUUCGAUUUUUGAAAUCCCGUGGGAAC
Molecule: messenger RNA, 850 nt
Organism: Maniola jurtina (meadow brown)
Lineage: Eukaryota; Metazoa; Arthropoda; Insecta; Lepidoptera; Nymphalidae
Product: tetraspanin-9-like
Exons: 5
Coding region: 61-780 (239 amino acids)
Cellular component (GO): membrane
Source: RefSeq, a predicted model, not a curated record